This is a messenger RNA of Pogoniulus pusillus (Red-fronted tinkerbird), 2652 nucleotides long. It is a transcript of the gene RASGEF1B, whose product is annotated as RasGEF domain family member 1B. Gene Ontology annotation, molecular function: guanyl-nucleotide exchange factor activity. Gene Ontology annotation, cellular component: plasma membrane. Gene Ontology annotation, biological process: Ras protein signal transduction; positive regulation of GTPase activity. The transcript has 15 exons. The record is from RefSeq and is a predicted model, not a curated record. NCBI's taxonomy places the organism in Eukaryota, Metazoa, Chordata, Aves, Piciformes, Lybiidae. The coding region runs from base 244 to 1680 and encodes 478 amino acids.
GCCACUGUGAAUGUCAGCUGAGCUGCUGUGGAAUAUCACUGAAGAGUGGAGUUGGUGCUAUACAGCAAACAGAUUGACUGUGCUAAGUGCUUGCAGGAGACAUUCCAAGUUGCAGACAUGAAUGUACACUAUGAAAUUCCUUAUCUGCAUUCUCCACUUUUUAAAGACCUGGGGGAUAUCUGAACCUUGACUGCCUCAGGCCUCCACCUCUGCAGGAAAACUCAGAACAGAGGAAACCACACCAUGCCCAGACAGGAGAGGAUGCCACAGACACCUCCCUUUGCAGCUAUGUUUGACAGCAGUGGCUACAACAGGAACCUCUAUCAGUCAAAAGAGGACAGCUGUGGAGGGCUGUAUUACCAUGACAACAACCUUCUCUCAGGGUCCCUGGAAGCUCUGAUCCAGCACUUGGUACCCAGUGUAGAUUACUAUCCUGAUAGGACAUACAUCUUUACCUUCCUUCUCAGCUCACGCCUCUUCAUGCACCCCUAUGAGCUCAUGGCCAAAGUCUGCCACCUGUGCACAGAGCAGCGGAGACUAAGUGAGCCUGGCCUGGACAAGAACUGGAUACGGAAAAUUGCACCUAAAAUCCUGCAGCUGUUGACUGAGUGGACAGAGACCUUCCCCUAUGAUUUCCGAGACGAAAGGAUGAUGAGGAACUUGAAGGAGUUAGCACAAAGAAUAGCCAGUGGUGAUGAGGUGUACAGGAAGAAAGUACAGCAGCUCCUCCAGAACCUGAUUAGGAAGCUCACCACUGUUGGCCAAUAUGAGGAAGUACUUGCAAAAAUUAAUGCCACAUCCAAAGAUCACCUCACACUCCUAAAGACCAAGCCCCAGACUGUCCAGAGGGACAUCAUCACUGUAUGCAACGAUCCCUACGUGCUGGCUCAGCAGCUGACACACAUAGAGCUUGAGAGACUCAAUUAUAUUGGACCAGAAGAAUUUGUUCAGGCCUUUGUGCAAAAGGACCCUUUGGAUAAUGACAAGAGAUGUUGUGGAGACCAAAAGAAGACCCAGAAUCUGGAAGCCUAUGUGGAGUGGUUUAACAGGCUCAGUUACUUGGUUGCAACAGAAAUCUGUAUGCCUGUGAAGAAGAAGCACAGAGCAAGAGUGAUAGAGUAUUUCACUGAUGUGGCACGGGAAUGUUUUAACAUUGGCAACUUCAACUCCUUAAUGGCCAUUAUUUCUGGGAUGAACAUGAGUCCUGUGUCUCGAUUAAAGAAGACUUGGGCCAAAGUGAAGACAGACAAAUUUGAUAUUCUUGAGCAUCAGAUGGACCCUUCCAGCAAUUUCUAUAACUACCGAACUGCUCUGCGUGGAGCCGCUCAGAGGUCCCUGACAGCUCACAGCAGCAGGGAGAAGAUUGUGAUACCUUUCUUCAGCCUCUUGAUCAAAGAUAUCUACUUCCUCAACGAGGGUUGUGCCAAUCAUCUUCCAAAUGGCCAUGUUAAUUUUGAGAAAUUUUGGGAAUUGGCAAAACAAGUCAGUGAGUUUAUGACGUGGAAACAAGUGGAGUGUCCUUUUGAAAGGGAUCUGAAGGUUCUGCAGUACUUGCUCACUGUCCCAGUCUUCAGUGAUGAUGCACUCUACUUGGCUUCCUAUGAGAGCGAAAGCCCCGAGAACCACCUUGAAAAGGACAGAUGGAAGACACUAAGGUCAGUGCUGCUGGGCAGAGUCUAGCAUACAAACCAGUUUCUGCUGUUUCUGCAUCACAUGGAUUAGCAAAGGGCAUGGCUUGCUUUACUUCCCUGCACACCGAGUGGCAAAGUGAUGGAAAACCUGUAGUCAGUUGUGAUGUUGUGUCAGCAAAGACAGAAGACAUCAACUCAAGAGAAAGCAAGAAGCCUCUCAAAGCUGGCAGAUGAGAUAAAAUCACAGCCCGCUUGGCUUAAGCACUGCUUGAGGACUGCGCUGACAAUCAUUUGCAGAGCUCGCCUGCUGCCCAGGAAUCACUUCACACCUGGAUGGAGUAUCUCCCCCUUCCUUUUCCUGCACUGUGCAGAGUUGACAGUAGGUUACAAAGGAGGAAAAAAAAAGAGUCACCAUUCCUUUCAGUGAAACCUAAACCCGCACAGAAGAACUUCCAUUCCCAGUAAGCCAAGGGCUGUGCCUGACUGGGAUUGCUGAGAAGGGAAAGGACUGGACGGGAAAAAAACUGGCUGCUGGGCAGAGUUUCCCUCUACCACUCUAGUGGUGGUUGUGGGUAUUGGUUUUUUGUUUUUUUUGUUUUUUUUUUUUAAUGAUGUUUUUGAGUUGGCUGCUGGGAAGCAAACUCGUUGUGAUCCUAAGUUAUUCUUAAACUGUCAAACGUUAAAUGAAAAUCACAGCUGUGGUAGAAAUCACACUUGCUAGAGAAAUGUCAUAGCUGGGGAGCUUGGACUAUGCUACAAUUUCUAGGAAGGUUCUUUUUCUUCCUUGUUUUCUUUCUCUUGCCUGCUCUCCCUCCUUCCAUUUCUCUCUGCCUCCUUUCCCUCCUUCCAUUUCUCUCUGCCUGCCCUGUCCUCCCUGCCCCAUCCUCCCAAAUUCCUCUCUCUCUCCCAUCCUCCCAAAUUCCUCCCUCUCCCUCUCCCAUUCUCCUUCUCUUCUUCCCUCCUUCUCUUCUUCCCUCCUUCUCUUCUUCCCUCCUUCUCUUCUUCCCUCCCUCUCUUCUUC